GCCGCCGCCAGCAAAUUAAGGCGCAGGGCAGCAAGCGCCAGCGCUCAGUGUCCGUGGCUCCGCGCCGCGCUCCCCUCGCUCGCGCCCUAGCAGCCGCGCUCGGCUGGUGGCUACCUUAGCCUGAGACGUCCCGGCUGUCCCCAGCCCCAGAGGGAGGAAGGACACGGAGGGAAUGCUCCAGGACCCCAGGACUUUGUGCAGUUGAUGCUUGUUUCCGCCUUUGGGCUGUGCAGACUGUCGUCCUGCCGAGCGCCCCGGGGCGUGCGCACCCGCUGUAGUGCUGGGUGGGCCCUCUCCUCUCCGGCUGCCCUCGAAGUCUCUGCGGCUCUGGGGCUUUGCGGUGGGGGAUAGGGGCCAGUGUGCAGCUUUGGAGAGGUUGGAGCUGACACUUCUGGAGUCCCUGGCCCCGCUGUAACUGGUCUCGGAAACUUUGCCCUGUGUUUCGGGUCUUUGUCUCCCUUGGGGAAUCUGGACGGCAGUUCGGACGACCCAGUCCGUGGCCAGGACCGCGUGCUGGGGACCAUGGAGUUCACGGCAUCGCCCAAGCCCCAACUCUCCUCCCGGGCCAACGCCUUCUCCAUUGCCGCACUCAUGUCGAGCGGUGGCUCUAAGGAGAAGGAGGCGACGGAGAACACAAUCAAACCCCUGGAGCAAUUUGUGGAGAAGUCGUCCUGUGCCCAGCCUCUGGGUGAGCUGACCAGCCUGGAUGCUCACGGGGAGUUUGGUGGAGGCGGUGGCAGCAGCCCGUCUUCCUCCUCUCUGUGCACUGAGCCGCUGAUCCCCACCACCCCCAUCAUCCCCAGUGAGGAAAUGGCCAAAAUCGCUUGCAGCCUGGAAACCAAGGAGCUUUGGGACAAAUUCCAUGAGCUGGGCACCGAGAUGAUCAUCACCAAGUCUGGCAGGAGGAUGUUUCCGACCAUCCGGGUGUCCUUUUCGGGGGUGGAUCCUGAGGCCAAGUACAUAGUCCUGAUGGACAUCGUCCCUGUGGACAACAAGAGGUACCGCUACGCCUACCACCGGUCCUCCUGGCUGGUGGCUGGCAAAGCCGACCCGCCGUUGCCAGCCAGGCUCUAUGUGCACCCAGAUUCUCCUUUCACCGGGGAACAACUACUCAAACAGAUGGUGUCUUUUGAAAAGGUGAAACUCACCAACAAUGAACUGGAUCAACAUGGCCACAUAAUUUUGAACUCAAUGCAUAAGUACCAGCCAAGGGUGCACAUCAUUAAGAAGAAAGACCACACAGCCUCAUUGCUCAACCUGAAGUCUGAAGAAUUUAGAACUUUCAUCUUUCCAGAAACAGUUUUUACGGCAGUCACUGCCUACCAGAAUCAACUGAUAACGAAGCUGAAAAUAGAUAGCAAUCCUUUUGCCAAAGGAUUCCGGGAUUCCUCCAGGCUCACUGACAUUGAGAGGGAAAGUGUGGAGAGCCUGAUUCAAAAGCAUUCCUAUGCACGCUCACCCAUCCGUACCUAUGGAGGAGAAGAAGAUGUCUUGGGGGAUGAGAGUCAGACAACCCCAAAUCGAGGGUCAGCCUUUACAACAUCUGAUAAUUUGUCUCUCAGCUCCUGGGUAUCAUCUUCUUCCAGUUUUCCUGGGUUUCAGCACCCACAGUCCCUGACUGCUCUUGGCACCAGCACAGCAUCCAUAGCAACACCCAUUCCUCACCCCAUCCAGGGUUCUCUGCCACCAUAUAGCCGACUGGGAAUGCCUCUGACCCCAUCGGCCAUUGCCAGCUCCAUGCAAGGGAGUGGCCCCACAUUCCCUUCAUUCCACAUGCCGCGAUACCAUCACUAUUUUCAGCAGGGGCCCUAUGCUGCCAUUCAAGGACUACGCCAUUCCUCUGCUGUGAUGACGCCAUUUGUAUGACUCUUCAAAAAAUGGAGACCCAGAAUGCGCAAAUGGGUAUGGAAAUAUAGGACAGGGCUGGGUGGGUGGGAUGUGGGGUAUUGGAGCAGGGGCUUUCCAGGAGACACAGGACCUAUCAAAGAGGAGAGCUGGACUCACAAUAAAACCUACCACUGAGGGAAUGCACCACGGACCAGGAUUCAUCUGUAGUUGAGGGACAGCUCUUGGGUUCAGGAGAGAAUCCAUGUAAAGUUCUCAGCCAGCCUGAAAGUUUAAUAAUACAAGGCUGAUGAAUCUUAAAGUGCAUUAUUCCUCAUGGUUAAAACGCUGUGUUGAUGCGGUAAUGUAUAAAAUCAAUGUGUAUAGGGUUUCUUUCUGCUUUUCACAGGAUAAAAGAAUCUUCAAAGAGGCCAUACUAUAUAGCAUACUGACCAUAAUGACUAACUGAAGUCAAUUUAUCCCUGUAGAAAAGGGGAGCCAGUAGAGAAAUACUUGUAGUGCCGUAGCAUAAGCAUGUUCAGUUUUCUUUUGUGUUAGUCUGCUGGGAAAGGAGCUGAGAUAAUGCUAAUGCAUCCUGUUUUGUGGAUGAAUACAUGGUAAUGACCUCACAAAGUUCUAUUUGUAAUACUGAAGGGCCAGUAACCAACAAGCUUGGUUUUCACAGUCUUCUUUCUUCCUAGUUUUCUUUAUUGCAAAUACUUGGCAGAGUUAGGGUUGGGGCUAGGGUUAUGGAGGAAAAAUCUUCCAUGUACAGUUUUGAAGCAAGAGCCUCUCUAUAUUACAUGGUAAAACUGAAGUUUGAUUUUUCUGGGCUGCGUUCUAAACACACUACUGACUAAUUCACUGAGGAACUCUCCAAAGCCUAGGCAUGAUGUUAUGUGAGGCUUGCUUUCACUUACAGCUGCAACAGAAGGAUGGUGAUUCUAUUCCAAAAGGAUUUCUCUGCCAUUAGUGCCAGAGGUCCCUUCAUUUUCCUUUAGUUUUGGGAGACCUUGUAGAUGUUAAAAUGCAUCUGGACAAAUUCUCAUUUUCAGUAAAUCUGCCUUGUUGUUGCUGCCACUGAUUUACAAGGAUUUGAGAAUGACCAUUCUAAAUGCCAGGAUAGCCAUGAUUUAACCUGUGCUCCUGAGUGGAAACGUGUCCAUACAUCUAAUUUGGCCUUUUUCCUUACUGUGUUACAUUUAGUGACUCCUGUACCAUUUUGCUAGGUCUGUAAUCUUAAAUUGCUUGAUAACAUAAUGGCUUCAUAACUGAAAUGUUAGCAGUUCUUAUAAGUCAACUAAAGCAUUCUUCUACUUUAUUUUAAACUUUUGCUAUCUUCUUAAGCCUUCCUUUAAUGUUUAUAAUAGCAACAAAUUAUAUUUUAGUUAUAUAUGACCUGUAUAUUGUUUUUGAACAGCAUAUAUAGAUAUAUAUAUAAAAGCAUUUACAGUCAGGGUAACACAUUUGGCAUUUUGCAACAAUUUAUUUCCCUAAUAACGUAUUUAAUGAAAUUAAUAGUUUUUCAACUUCAGAUUUAAUGCACUUCAACUACAGGAUGUAACCUGUCGUCUUAGCAAAUUUCUCCAAAACUCUAUUUUAAUUUUUUGUAUGUAAUAUUCAUUCUACUCUUCUUGCUACAAAAGUAUUGAAUCUGUUAAAAGAGAUGGGAAAUAUUUCCACUGACAGUAGAAGUGUAUUUUGGGGGAAAUGCAAUAUACUUAUCACAUCAGACUCCCGUGGGAUUUUAUUUGGUGGUUUUAAUGUUAGCCUUUUCCAUAUCACAUGCUUUUCUGGGCACUUCCAGCCUGUGAAACAAGGCAUCAUGGCACAGCCUGUCUAGGUGAUGCUGUUGUUGGAUUUUGCACUUGCUAUCCUCCACUAUACUCUGAAGUUUACUUACAGAAAAGCAUAGGCUGUGUUAACAAAGCAUCUCACGAUCCUACAGCAAACACAGUGGGCUAAUUUUUAACUUGUUGCAUGUUAUGCUGUAGUAUCCACAGGUAGUUUGUUUUCAAACAAAGUACAGGUGUCAUUUCUUUAAAAAACCUGUUAUGAGUAAUGUUUAAACUAUCCGUAGAGCUAGGAUAGGGGUUUACUAUUUAAUAGCUGGCCUGUUGCCAGUGCUCUUUUGAAUAUAGAGUACUGCUGCUUAAAGCAGGAAUAACAAAAGAUGCUGUUUUACAUAAUGCUACUCAAUACCCUGAUAACUUACUGGUCUACUAAGGUAAAAUCUGUGUCUGAAUUUUAUUUUCAAACAGGAUGAAAAGAUUGUUUUAAUACAUACUGUUUUGAUACAUACAUUUAAUACAUACAUUUCUGCCAAUUUGCAUAUCUCAAAGAUAUUUGUGUGUUUUUGUUAAACAUGGUUUUACACUAGUAUUUCCUGACUUCAUAAUUUUAUUUUGUAAUUAAGCAAUAUAAGACUAUAAAUAAGAGUGCUUAGAGAAAACAAAGACUAGUCAGACCUAAAAUCUAAAUUGGAUGUAUAUUUUUAAGUAUCAUCCGAACCAGAGAAAAGAAGCACAAGUGAAAUAGAGCUUAACCUCAUCAGAGUCACUUGAGUCAUGGAAACCAAGGGGUAGAAAUUUCCCCUCCCUGGGCCUUUCUGAGGUAUCCUGGUGGUUGAUUCUUAUUAAACCCUUGGGAGUUUAGUAUUUAAAAUUCCAAAGCCCAUUCUGGCAAAAGUAAUUUCAAGAACUACAUAUUUAAUGGAAAAGCCAAUUGAAUAAUAAAGGCCAUGAAUUAUAAUAUAUUUGGCAUAUAUUCAGGGUUCCUCCCACCUCUCUCCCCACGCCACGAGUAUAC
Molecule: messenger RNA, 4632 nt
Organism: Chlorocebus sabaeus (green monkey)
Lineage: Eukaryota; Metazoa; Chordata; Mammalia; Primates; Cercopithecidae
Gene: TBX20
Product: T-box transcription factor 20
Biological process (GO): positive regulation of DNA-templated transcription; regulation of transcription by RNA polymerase II; cell fate specification
Cellular component (GO): nucleus; chromatin
Molecular function (GO): DNA-binding transcription factor activity, RNA polymerase II-specific; RNA polymerase II cis-regulatory region sequence-specific DNA binding
Source: RefSeq, a predicted model, not a curated record